CACUUGGAUUGAGACUCCUUCCUUCCACUUCCUCUUCAUCUUCCUCUUCCUCUUCCUCCUAUUUCAACUUGCCUUCCUCCCCUUUCUUCUUCUCCAAUUCCCCAUUGCAAAUGGGCAGGCACUCCUGCUGCCACAAGCAGAAGCUGCGCAAGGGCCUCUGGUCGCCGGAGGAGGACGAAAAGCUACUCAGGCACAUCGCCAACUACGGCCAUGGCUGCUGGAGCUCCAUCCCCAAACAAGCAGGCCUCCAGCGGUGCGGGAAGAGCUGCCGGCUCCGGUGGAUCAACUACCUGAGGCCCGACCUCAAGCGCGGCUCCUUCUCGGAGCAGGAGGAGGCGCUCAUCGUCGAGAUGCACGCGGCGCUGGGCAACAGGUGGUCGCAGAUCGCGUCGCGGCUGCCGGGGCGGACGGACAACGAGAUCAAGAACUUCUGGAACUCCUGCGUCAAGAAGAAGCUGAGGCAGCGGGGCAUCGACUCCGGCACCCACCGGCCGCUCGCGCAGAGCGAGCCCGCCGCCGAGCUCAGACCGGCCUCGGAGACCUCUUCGUCGCCGUUGGAAGCCACCUUCUUGGACCAAUUCAUCGCCGACCAAAUGAAUUGGCAGCAGCAGCAACUGCCGCCUCCGCCGCCGCCGCCAUUUUGCUGCAAUUCUCUCUGGCUCAACCAAAUCAAUCCCGAUCAGCAGCUUUCCGCCGGAAUUCAGCACAGUGCCGACGCAGUUCACUCCAGCAACAGCAGCGACCAGAGCAGCAGCUCCUUCUUCGAGAAUGGACUCCUCCUCCCUUUGCCUCAACUACCUCCGCCACCGCCGCCGCAGCCGCAGCAGCUCGAGGCAGAGGAACUCAAGUACUGGUUCGAGUGCCUCGAGACCUCCUUCCUCGGCAGUCCACCCCUGCAUUCCGACAUCAAGCUCGAAACCAAGCCCACCUUCAGCGAUCUUCUCGAUCAUCCUUGCCACCAUGGCCAGAAGCAGCAGCAAGAGCAGCAGUCCUUUGACAUUUACAGUAAGCUUCUGCAGCACAACAGAUCAGAUUGAAGAAGAAACACGAACAGAGCAGAGCAGAGCUGCUGCUGCUACUACGACUACUGCUGUAAUUUUCCAAAUUUUUUUUACAGGUUUGUAAUUGUCGAUGAUUUUUGCUGGUGUGUAUAGGCAUCGAAAAAAGAUUGCAGAAUAAAGUUUGUCUCGAAUUUUAGGGUU
Zingiber officinale is the source of this 1202-nucleotide messenger RNA. RefSeq names its product transcription factor MYB86-like. Bases 111 to 1037 code for a protein of 308 amino acids. The record is from RefSeq and is a predicted model, not a curated record. The transcript has 3 exons. Lineage: Eukaryota; Viridiplantae; Streptophyta; Magnoliopsida; Zingiberales; Zingiberaceae.